AUGGCGUGUCAAAGCGGCAUCCGAGCUGAUGCAAAUCUGCUGAAAUUUUUCAAUCAAUGCAAACUGGGAAAGGUUCGACUAGCCAAAAUCGUCGUUAAAGAUGAGCAGUUAUGUGUGAAUUAUGAGGAUAAAGGCAGUUCGGAUUGGAAGAAGGAUUGGCGGAAGAAUCUGCCGGAUUGUGUGGAUUCAUUCGAGCCUUGUUUCAUCCUCUUCAGACUCGACAAACCCUCAAACUGGGUCCUUAUUAGUUUCGCAGAUGACCGUGCCCCGGUCCGCGAGAAAAUGCUUGUUGCGGCCACACGAGCCACUUUCAAAGCUGAAUUCGGACAGUCUUACAUCACGUAUGAAUAUCACGUUACGAAGAAGAAUGAGAUGACUCUUGAAUCCUUUGAGAAUUGGUUACGCUCUAAAGAAGAUCCGGGGCCGAUGUCCGAAGUAGAGAAGGAAUUGAAUAACGCACUCCGGACUCAAAAAAUGAAUCUGCCUCCGUUGAUCGCUGCAAACACCCUGAAAGGAGUAUUGUUCCCGGUCGAUCAGAAUGCCGAAGAAGAAUUACGUAAACUAGUCGCUGGAGAGGUGCAGUUCGUACAGUUAUCAGUUGAUACUCUGAAUGAAGCGAUUAAACUUGAGGAUAGCAAGCGACAUCUUACCGCUGAUCAAUUAACAGCUGCAAUUCCACGCGAUAAGCCACGAUAUAGCUUCUAUCGUUUUUCACAUGACCAUAACAAUCAGCACUAUGAUUCGAUAAUAUUUUUCUAUUCGAUGCCUUCAUCCGGAUCUACCAUCAAAGAACGAAUGCUGUAUUCAAGUUGUAAACAACCAUUCUUACAAACCGUUCUUCAGAACUGUAAACUACGGCCCGAUAGAAAGGUGGAGAUUGAUAGUAGAGAAGUGUUAUCGUACGACGUAUUACUGGAUCAUGUCCAUCCACCGUCACAAGUCCGCGAUAAAGGCUUCGCAAAACCACCUGGACCUACGAGUCGAGGGGGUAGACGUGUCACGAAGGCAGUCGUUUAG
Messenger RNA from Anisakis simplex (herring worm), 1017 nucleotides. The record is from the annotation of a GenBank genome assembly. Lineage: Eukaryota; Metazoa; Nematoda; Chromadorea; Rhabditida; Anisakidae.